GGCACAGUUAGAGGCUGCAGUCAGGGAGCAGGAGUGAAGUUGUAGUGCUGACUUUGCAGACUUGACUACAGACCCCACCAGGGCAGGCUGAGCGGACAGACCACACAGAUUCCAGAAUGUCGGUGGUGACGCAGCUCGCUGAGAAUGACGUGUUUCGGGCGUACACUACGUACGCAGCUAUUGUCCUCCUAAAAAUGAUCGUAAUGAGUCCUAUAACUGCUUAUUACAGGAUGACGCGGAAGGCAUUCGCCAAUCCUGAGGACGCAGCCAUGAGAGGUGGUGAUAUAAAGAAGUACCUGAGAACAGACCAGGACGUGGAACGAGUGCGCAGAUGUCAUCUAAACGACCUUGAGAACAUCGUCCCGUUUAUCGGCCUGGGUCUGGUCUACGCACUCAGUAAUCCUGACCUCCACGUGGCUCUGCUCCAUUUCCGGAUCUUUGCCGGGUCUCGAGUCCUGCACACAAUUUCUUACUUGGUCCCUUUGCCACAACCCAGCCGAGCUCUGACCUUCUCCGCGGGAUUGCUGGUUAAUGUCUCGAUGGCGUAUGCAACUCUGCGCAGUGUCUGCUAUUUGUAAAGAGGCGUCGCUGUUCUACAGACGCAGUAAUGGUAUGAGCGUGAGCUGCACUCUGUCCAUCCCCCCCCCACAUUCCCGCAGGACGCCGUUUACUCUUCAUUAGAAAAAAUAAAUGUGGAUUUUACCUCC
Pseudophryne corroboree (corroboree frog) is the source of this 707-nucleotide messenger RNA. RefSeq names its product microsomal glutathione S-transferase 1 (gene MGST1). Lineage: Eukaryota; Metazoa; Chordata; Amphibia; Anura; Myobatrachidae. The transcript has 4 exons. The record is from RefSeq and is a predicted model, not a curated record. Gene Ontology annotation, molecular function: glutathione transferase activity. Gene Ontology annotation, cellular component: membrane; mitochondrion. The coding region runs from base 117 to 578 and encodes 153 amino acids.